Spirodela intermedia is the source of this 1077-nucleotide messenger RNA. NCBI's taxonomy places the organism in Eukaryota, Viridiplantae, Streptophyta, Magnoliopsida, Alismatales, Araceae. The record is from the annotation of a GenBank genome assembly.
AUGCCGCCGCGAAGGUUCGCCAUUGGAAGGACGGAGGACGCGGUCCACCCGGACACCAUACGCGCCGCCCUGGCCGAGUUCAUCGCCACCGCCAUCUUCGUCUUCGCUGCCGAGGGCUCCGUCCUCUCCCUCGGUAAAAGCCUCACCAGCUUCCGUCAACUUCUCCGGCAGUUCGCCGGCGGGAUAAUGCAUGGUUUUUGCCCCCUUUUGUUUUCAUGCAGGGAAGAUGUACAGGGACACGUCGACGGCGUCGGGGCUGGUGGCGGUGGCGGUGGCCCAUGCGCUCGCGCUCUUCGCCGCCGUCUCCGUGUCGUAUAACCUCUCCGGCGGGCACGUCAACCCCGCCGUCACCUUCGGAGCCCUCCUCGGCGGGCGGAUCUCCCUCGUCCGCGCCGUCUUCUACUGGGUCGCUCAGCUCCUCGGCGCCGUCAUCGCCUCCCUUCUCCUCCGCCUCGCCACCGGCGGAAUGGUAAAACCUCCUCCUCCUUCAGCUUCUUCUUCCUCCUCCGUCGUCUUCUUCCUCCUGCUCCAUCAUCAUCAUCUUCUUCCUCCUCCGUCGUCUUCUUCCUCCUGCUCCAUCAUCAUCAUCUUCUUCCUCCUCCGUCGUCUUCUUCCUCCUGCUCCAUUGUCGUCGUCUUCUUCCUACUGCUGCUCCUGUUGCAUGCAUGCUGAUCUUGAGGGUUUUGCCGGCAGAGGCCGCUGGGCUUUGUGGUAGCGGCGGGAGAGGGGGUAUGGCAUGCGGUGCUGCUGGAGGCUGCAAUGACCUUCGGGCUGGUGUACACGGUGUACGCGACGGCGAUCGACCCGAAGAGGGGCCACUUAGGCACCAUCGCGCCGCUGGCGAUCGGCUUCAUCCUCGGGGCCAACAUGCUCGCCGGCGGGCCCUUCGACGGCGCCGCCAUGAACCCGGCUCGGGCCUUCGGGCCAGCCCUCGUCGGCUGGCGGUGGAGGAACCACUGGGUCUACUGGCUCGGGCCCUUCGCCGGCGCCGCCGUUGCCGCCCUCAUCUACGAGUUCCUCCUCAUCCCCGCCGAGACCCCUCACGCCCACCAGCCCCUCGCGCCCGAGGACUACUAG